Messenger RNA from Lytechinus variegatus (green sea urchin), 2322 nucleotides. Its product is annotated as sporozoite surface protein 2-like. Bases 193 to 1812 code for a protein of 539 amino acids. Lineage: Eukaryota; Metazoa; Echinodermata; Echinoidea; Temnopleuroida; Toxopneustidae. The record is from RefSeq and is a predicted model, not a curated record. The transcript is spliced from 3 exons.
UCGCACUCCCAAAUGUCAACACUCUGGAAUCCCUGAGCGCACCUAUCCUAAGUAACCUUCACUGACCUCGCUCCUGAGUACUUCCGGUUUCAAAACCCAGGUGACUUUGGUAACAAAAUAGGAGACAUCUGGAGUUUGGGGUUACAUCGAUCUGCAAUCUUUGGAGCGCAGACACCGAUUAUUGCUACCAAGAUGAGGACCCUUAUUACAGUGCUUGUUGUCUGUCUUCUGACGGGGGAGUCCCUGGCUGUAACAUGCCCGGCAGGAUGGGCCACCUUCGGCUACUCCUGUUACAAGUAUGUAGCAGAGAGAAUGUCAUGGAUUGAUGCACAUCGCAGGUGUAACCAGGUCCGGGAAAACGGGCCAGAUGGGCGGAUGUAUAUGGCGGACCUGGUCUCAAUUGAGAAUCCAAUGGAGGACAAGUUCGUUUAUAACUGGCUAUACAAGACAGGAGGAUCGCUAAACAAAGUCUGGACCGGUCUGGUAGAGAGAUACCAAAAUCAGUAUGUAUGGAUAGACCGUACACCUGUGAGGUACACAAACUGGAAGCAAGAUCAACCACAACUAAACUGGCACCGACAAGCCGCUCACAUCUUUAACGGUCGGGAACUUCAAACCUGGGUCACAUCCAACUGGAAAACACCAAUGUCCUUUGUCUGCAAACUUCGAUUUGGACCACCUUACGGAGGACCAGGAGGGGGGAAUCCAUCCGGCAACCCGAACCAACCGAGUGGUCCAAAUCGUCCCACCAGGCCUUUGUACCCGAAUCGGCCAAACACGCCCAUCGUUCCAAACGGAGGGAAUCCGCCUAUGAGACCUAAUCGUCCCAUGAAUCCGAAUCAACCCAAUAGACCGAUGAAUCCGAAUCAGCCGAACCGACCCGUGAAUCCAAACCAACCAAAUUGGCCUGUAAAUCCAAACCGACCUGUGAACCCGAACCAGCCAAACCGACCGUUCAACCCGAUGAAUCCGAAUCAGCCAAACCGACCAGUAAAUCCAAACCAACCAGUGAAUCCGAAUCAGCCAAACCGACCGUUCAACCCGAUGAAUCCGAAUCAACCAAACCGACCCGUGAAUCCAAACCAACCAGUGAAUCCGAAUCAGCCAAACCGACCGUUCAACCCGAUGAAUCCGAAUCAACCAAACCGACCCGGGAAUCCAAACCAACCUGUGAACCCGAACCAACCAAAUCGACCGGUUAACCCGAACCAACCAAACCGACCGGUUAACCCGAAUCAGCCAAACCAACCUGUGAACCCGAACCAACCAAACCGACCGGUUAACCCGAAUCAGCCAAACCAACCUGUGAAUCCGAACCAACCAAACCGACCCGUGAAUCCAAACCAACCAGUGAAUCCGAACCAGCCAAACCGACCUGUCAACCCGAAUCAGCCAAACCGACCAGUGAAUCCGAACCAACCAAAUCGACCGAUGAAUCCGAAUCAGCCAAACCAACCUGUGAAUCCAAACCAACCAAACCAACCUGGGAAUCCAAAUAGACCGAACCAACCACAGAAUCCGAAUUGGCCAAACCGACCAAAUCAACCACAGAAUCCAAAUUGGCCUAACCAGCCGAACCAACCACAGAACCCAAAUUGGCCUAACCAGCCGAACCAACCACAGAACCCAAAUUGGCCGAACCAGCCGAACCAACCACAGAACCCGAAUUGGCCUAACCGACCAAACCAACCACAGAAUCCGAAUUGGCCGAACCAACCAAAUCAACCACAGAACCCGAAUUGGCCCAAUCAACCGAACCAACCACAAAACCCAAAUUGGCAGAAUCCCAAUCAACCUCCUUUCCGCGGUUAAAAAGGUCGAAUCUUAUACAUGUAGGCCUUCUCUAUUAAUAUGUUUGGCAUUCAUCAAGGGAGCAGUUAGUUGCUUUCAUUCCUAACACGUGACUUGAAUGAAUCUCUUAAAUAAGUAAGAACAAUGAACAGAACCACAACAGGCAAUAAAACUGAAAUCUUAUUAUUUAAUGGAAGUUAAAAGCAAGGUAGUAAUAUCAUGCUAAGCAGGGCCCGCUGGAGGAACAGCUCUUUCGGACCUAAAGUGGCUCCCCUCGUUCCGGGAUUCAUUUCUAUGUAUCGAAAUAAGGCUCAUAUUUUCGAAGGGUUUUUUUCCCGAAAACAAGAUGAGGCUUAUAGUUUCGAAGGUUUUUUGAUCCGAAAAAUCAAGAUUCGCUAUUCCGAAUAGUUGACGGUGAGAUAAUUAGCACUGCCUAACCUUUGGAAUAAUUUGAUCGUCGAAUCAACAAACUUCGGAAUGACAGCAAUCCAUACAUCCUAUUCGGAACGCACAUUCGGAAUAAUGAACGUA